Hemisphaericaspora subhashii is the source of this 423-nucleotide messenger RNA. RefSeq lists its product as uncharacterized. The coding region runs from base 1 to 423 and encodes 140 amino acids. The record is from RefSeq and is a predicted model, not a curated record. Lineage: Eukaryota; Fungi; Ascomycota; Pichiomycetes; Serinales; Debaryomycetaceae. The transcript has a single exon.
AUGUUUAACAAUAGAAGAAGUAUGGGAGAAGGUAAUAAUCAACAAACAUCAACAAUUGAACUACAAUUACAGGAAAUACAACAAUUAAUUAAUGAUACCAAUUAUUUAAUUAAUAAGAAUUCACAGCAUUUACAUGAUUUAUUAAAUAGGCAGAUAUCGACAGUUGAAAAAGAAGAUACAUUCAAUGAAAUACAGGAGAAGCUUUCUUAUUUAUUAAAUGAAUUUAAAGGGGUGAGUAGUAUUAAUAACAAUCUAAUAGAUGUUAAAGAAGAUUUAAAGAAUAAUAUACGAUUGCCACAACUUUCUAAUUAUUUUAAUGAAAUUAUUAAUUCAACAAUUGAUUUACAACAAGAUAUUCCUUCAAUUAACAAAGAGUAUUCACUUCAAUUGAAAAAUACAAUUAAUUCAUUUAACAACUUAUAA